AUGUCAUUUCCUAGGAGUGUAUUCAACACUCAAUUCAAAAGACUAUACAGCUUUUUUCCGAGACGAAUUCCCACCAAGAACCGAUCGAAAUAUCUAGUUACCAUUUCUGGUGUUACUGUCGCAGGUGCGUACUUCUACAUUGAAAACAAACGCAGGCCUAAAUAUCCAGUAGAACUAUGCCCCGAGUAUUUCACCAAAUACAAAAUUACGAAAAGAAUUGACAUUGAUCGGCAUCAUUACCUCUUGGAACUAACUCCUUUAAUACCGCAGGCAAAUAACAUCUGGGAGCAGGUAAAUGCCCGCAAACUAUGGUCUGUUGAAGUUAAACAACCAGAGCUGAUGGUAGUGAGAAACUAUACACCAUUGCCUCUUAAGUUUACAGAGGAUGAUACGCUAAAGCAACUGGAGGCCGGUCAGAACAACCAUGGGAAAUUGAUCUUUUACAUGAAAAACUAUGAUGAGGGUGAAGUGGCAAAAUGGAUACGUUCCCUACCUCAAAAUCAUCAAGUUGAUAUAAGAGGUCCCUUCGUUGAAUACGAAAUACCGAAAGGUGUCAACGUGAUCAACUUUUUCACUGCGGGUACAGGCCUUGUAAGUGCAUUGCAGGUAAUGUUGAAUACGUCGGCUCCUUAUACUUCUACGAUGCAUGUUUUCCAUUCGUGUAAGCAAUCCAAAGAAUUGGGUCCACUCUUCGGCAUACUCCAAGACCUCCAGAAAAACAAUCCCUUUUUUACAUAUACCAUGUUUGAUUCCUCGAAGCACACAGAUAUCAGAUCACAAUGGAAGACAUUCGAACUAUUGGUUCCGAGCGCUACCAAGAUAAGGGGCGGGGUUUCUUUGGUAUGUGGACCAGAGGAUUAUAUAACAGCAAUAGCCGGUAGAAAACUAGUCCCACUGCAAGGUCCUAUUGGCGGAAUCUUGAAACAAAAGGGCUGGACAAACGACAAUGCGUUCAAACUUUCUUGA
Molecule: messenger RNA, 966 nt
Organism: Huiozyma naganishii CBS 8797
Lineage: Eukaryota; Fungi; Ascomycota; Saccharomycetes; Saccharomycetales; Saccharomycetaceae
Gene: CYC2
Product: oxidoreductase
Exons: 1
Coding region: 1-966 (321 amino acids)
Molecular function (GO): oxidoreductase activity
Source: RefSeq, a predicted model, not a curated record